AUGAAUGAAUAUAUUCAAGCAUUUAUUAAUGGUAUGAAUUAUGUACCAUAUAAUUGUAAUUUAACUGGUCUUUAUGGUCGUAUAACACGAGGUAUAAAUGAAGAUGAUUUUUCUCGUCUAUCACCAGAUCCUAAUAAACGUCUUUCAUGGGUAUUUGAUCAUGAAACACUUUGUAAUUUACUUGGAAUGUCUCAUUUAGAUAUGUUAAUUAAUUUAGGACAUACUGUUGAAUGGAUUCGUUAUCAAUUAAAUGCGAAUAAAAAAUUUAAAUUAAUUAUUUUUUCUGCUUCAUCCGAUGAAGUUAAAUUAGCAACAUGGGAUAAUAUAUUUGAAUUACUAAUAAAAUCUUAUCCAGAAAUUGAUUCAAAUAUGUGGUUUCGUUAUUCUAAACAAUUAAAGGAGAUGACAUUUCAAGAAAUUGAUCCUGAAGGAAUAAUUAUUAAAAAUUAUUAUUUAGGACCUGAUUCAGAUGAAUAUAUGCAUAUAAAUCGUUUUUUAAGUUUAAAAAAUCACCCAACAUUGUUACAAGUUAGAGCUUUUUUACAUAAUCAAAUUGGUCUUAAUGAAUUAUUUGGAGGAAAUGGACGAACAGUAACACAUGAAGGAGUUUUGUUAGAUAAAGAAUAUUUAACAAAUAAUCGAUUUAUAAAUGAGUUUAAUCAAUAUGCUUUAUUAGAUCUUAAUCCUAUUCUUCCAUAA
Messenger RNA from Rotaria sordida, 699 nucleotides. The record is from the annotation of a GenBank genome assembly. Lineage: Eukaryota; Metazoa; Rotifera; Eurotatoria; Philodinida; Philodinidae.